Messenger RNA from Oreochromis niloticus (Nile tilapia), 1186 nucleotides. Its product is annotated as B-lymphocyte antigen CD20. The record is from RefSeq and is a predicted model, not a curated record. Gene Ontology annotation, cellular component: membrane. The coding region runs from base 175 to 921 and encodes 248 amino acids. NCBI's taxonomy places the organism in Eukaryota, Metazoa, Chordata, Actinopteri, Cichliformes, Cichlidae. The transcript is spliced from 7 exons.
UGUUUGUAACUGGAUGUUGAGCAAAGGGUUAAUUUAUAUAUCGUCCUUAUGGGCGGAGGAACAACAGGAAAAUCUCAUCCAGCAACAGCUGCGCAACAAACACACAACCAGAUAUUAAUUUGGCUCUUGGUUGCUUUUCUUCUCCUCUGACAAUCUCCAGGAUCUACAGGCAGGAUGUCUGUCACUGUGUCCAAGGCUGAUGGGGUCACUGUACUCACUCUGACCUCUGACCCUGAUAGCCCUUGGCCUCCUCUGUGCCAGAUCCUCAAGAACCUUUGCUACAGCCCAGUGUGCUGCACUGUGUCUCAGCGCCUAAGGAGCCUCAACAGAACUUCUCAGACAGUGCUGGGGACUCUGCAGAUCAUGAUUGGGCUUCUCAGUGUUGGACUCGGAGCAAUCCUUGUAAGCAGAUAUGUUGGCUUAUGGACCAUUCGUGAGACUGGCUACCCUUUUUGGAUGGGAGGGUUGUUCAUCGUGUUUGGAAUUGUCAGCAUUUUGUCUGACAAGUAUCCAAGUCCAUGUCUGGUUAUCGUCAAUGUGAUUCUGAAUCUGACUGGGGUUGCUUUUGCCAUUGCAGCCAUUGUGCUGUAUAGCAUCAGUGUAUUUAAUAUAUAUUUGUGGAACAUUUGUGGGGAGCCCGACUACUGGUAUGGCCGGCAUACAACACCAAGUCCAUCUCCUGAACGGAUGAUACUACAGGAGAGAUGCUUGGAGGGCAAAGCUUUAAUUGAGAUGCUCUACAGAAGCAUCAUUGCUGUGCUAAUUGUGCUGUCAGUCCUGGAGCUCUGUGUCACCAUCAGCUCAGUCGUCUUAGGGAUCAAGAGUCUGAAGAGCAAAGAAAAGGGACAAACCAAGAGCACUGAUGACCCAGAGCUCUAUAAACCACUUCUAGAGGAAGAUACCACUGAGCCUACAGUCUGAAUGUAAUUGUGCUGUGAAGCAUUGUAAGCAUGGGCCUUUACUGCUUUGACUCUGUACUGCAACAUUAUCAUGCACUUCUCUUGCAUUUUUAUAUACUCCAAAUUGAAUGUAUUUCUAAAUAUCUACUUAUUCUUUUCAGUGUUCCAUCUUUCAGAUAGUGUGUCAUAUGCUUUGUUGUUGCUUUUCUUUCUUUCUUUUUGUUUUGUUUUUUUUCACAAUAUUGGGCUAUGAUACAUAAAAAUAAAGAAAUCUGUUGCACAUUUCA